Phlebotomus papatasi is the source of this 4465-nucleotide messenger RNA. RefSeq names its product fibroblast growth factor receptor substrate 2. Gene Ontology annotation, cellular component: cytoplasm. Lineage: Eukaryota; Metazoa; Arthropoda; Insecta; Diptera; Psychodidae. The transcript has 2 exons. Gene Ontology annotation, biological process: cell surface receptor protein tyrosine kinase signaling pathway. The coding region runs from base 195 to 1703 and encodes 502 amino acids. The record is from RefSeq and is a predicted model, not a curated record.
UAGGUAAAAAUUCCAGGGUGGUUUGUAGUCCCCCCUGAAAAAUCCCUUUUUGCGUGCGAUUCUAGUCAAUCCCGUGCUAAAAGUGCGCUGAAUUCUCGGUAUUGUGCAGGUGUUGCUAGGACCAUCAACAGGGUAUCCUCCUGGGUUAGUGCAGAGGGACAGAAUAGGGUAAAAUAAGUGAAUGUGUAUAUAGUAUGGGCUGCAUAAAUAGCAAAAGAGACAUCAAUGACACUCAGCCCAAUGUUUUUCGUGUGAUUAAUAUCAAUGAAGAUGGUUUGGAGCUCUGGUCAGGAGACAUUGAAGUCAAUUGGACUAAUUUGAUACUGUACCGGAAGGGUAAGCAGCCCACACUGUGGCCUUUGCGAUGCCUCAGGAGAUAUGGCUACGAUGGGGAUGUCUUCUGCUUUGAGGCUGGCAGGAGAUGUUUGACUGGAGAGGGAAUUUAUUCCUUUCGUUGCCGCAGAGCUGAGAAUCUGUUCAAUCUGCUGCAGACACAUAUAGAGGGGAAUACGUACAAUGCUGGAGAGGAUGGGGUGGGUGCGCAAGAGGGACAGAUGGGGAGCAAUAGACAUUCAACAUUGUCCACGGGAAGUGCUCCAAGGCCAAAUAGUGGAGUACUGACCAGUAGUUACAUCAUCGGACGCACGGAAGUCACUUCGCCCAGUCAAGUUGUAUCUCCCAAUGGAACCAUUCACUCAAUCUCUGUCCAGAGCCGGAGUUCAGAUACCCUGACAGAAGGGAAUUAUCUAGAACCAACGCCAAUCCGGCAGCAAGCCCCUGUGUUUCCAUCUGGAAUGCGCCUGGGUUCAGUGGGCAGUGGUCCAAUUAGUCCAGAUCUAACUUCUCCCGGAUCCCCCAACAGUAUUACCAACAUCCUCGAAGUCACCACCCUCAAUCCCCUGCCCAGCACUCAAGCCCAUCACGGCGGUGGCGUCAGCAAUGUCUAUCAGGAAUUCCCGCUGAGGGAACACAACAACAACAAAAAGCUCUCCCUGGAUGUCCCGCCACAGGAAAAUGCUCCAGCUGAACCACUCAGCGAUGACUGCCUUGAAACAUCUCCCAGUCGAAUUCCUGACUUGCUCUCGCAGAAGAGUAUCUGCUCUCCAACAGCUUCCGUGGAUCUCGACACAUCCCACAUGUACAUGAACAUUGCUCCUGGCGAGAUGAAAAUCACAAAAUCCCUCAGCAAUCCCACCCAAAUCGAAAGUGGCAGUGACAAUUCCAUGACUCCCACUUCCACAUCCCUCUUUCGAUUCUCCCGGAUGAAUUCCUACGGGGCAGAUCCCGAGCGGUGCUAUGAGAAUCUCAAUCCCAGCGAGAUGAAGCCCCUCCUCAAUCGCUUUGUCAAAUCCACUCCAGCUGAUGCUGGGAUUGUCUCCGAGCCAGGAACUCCAACAUCCGACAAUCGUGUCGUCAACUACAUCGUCCUGGAUCUCGAUCAGUCGCCCAGUACAGCUGCAGUGGCAUGCACAACGCCCGGAACGACAAAUCCGGACACAACAGGAGCCAUUGCAAGUCUCCUGCCGCCCGAGAGCCCCAAGAAGGCGGCUCUGGGCUAUGCCACAAUUGACUUCAACAAGACAGCUGCUCUGUCCAAUUCAACAACUCCGUCUUCCGAGCUCGACAGUGAGGGAGCCACCAGGAAAACAAGGCACAGCUCCAGCAUAGUCGUGACCAGGCAGAGCAACUCCAUUAGUGAUUGAAAGCAGAGGGAAUCCCUGCCAAACGCGCAAAAAAGGCCAAACUAUAGAAUUACACAUCGAACUGCCCAGAGACCCUAGAUCAAGGAGUUAUAUCCUAAAAAGAAAGAAACUAUGUCUCCUUUUUCUUCUCUGGGAAUUUAGAAAAAAAAAGAAAACAUCAUUAAGAAAGUUUUACACUAAAAAUGAAAUUUUUGUGAUUUUUUAUAUAUAUCUAUAAAGAGAGAAGAAAACGAUUAGAGAAAAAAAAUUAAGGAUCCUAAUUUAAUAAUAUAUAAAACAAAAUAAAAAAAGAAAAUAUUUAAUCAUGAUGGUGUCACGAUAUGAUAGAAAAAAAUGAUAUUUUUUCAAACUAGAAGAGAAGAACUAUUUAGAAAUGGUAUGAAUAAAAAAAAAGAAACAGUGAACGUUUAUUGAAAUCAGUUAUAAAUAAUAAAAUGAGGAAAAAUAAAUGGAGAACAAGGAAUAAGAAACAAUACAGUAAAAAUAUGAAACGAACGCCAAAGUUUUAAUACCCAAAGUAAAAUAUUUAGGAUUUUUAUUUGAUACAAAUAUAUCGUUAUUUGUUACAAGCAUAUUUUUGUAUUAUAAACAAUUUUUGUCACAAUUAUAUUAGAAAAAAAAGAAAUUAUUGAAAAAUUUUGGAAAUCGAGAUUUUUUGCUGAGCAUUAAAUUAAAAAAGAAAUUGAUUAACAAUUUUCUUCCUACUUUUCAGCAAUGAUAAAUUCAAAUUCUUUCGUUUUCUUUCACGUGCAGCUAAUAAAUAAAAAAAAUAAUAAUGUUAAGAGAGAGAGAAAUGAAAUACUUUUUUUUUCAAGGAGUUUUAAUCAUCUUCCGUUUUUUUUAUUAAUUACUGAGUUAAGUAAAAAAAAAAUAAAAAUUACUGUAAUAAGAUGUAAGAAAUAAAAAUUAUACAUUGUUUGAUGAUUAAAAUGACUUUUUUAUUUAUUUUUUUUUCCUUUUUUUGAGAGAUAAAAACUUUUCUUUAUUUUGUUCUAAAGGAAAGAAAAACCCUUUAGAAAAGAUUAGACUAGAGUGAUUUUUUUUCAGGUUAAAUUCUACAGUUUUCUUUUUUUUAAUUUAAUUUGCUUUAUAAAUUUCUAUGUUUCGUAAUUCGAUUAAUUGGUGAUUUCUUUUACUUCACUGUGAAAUUCUCUCACACAAAAAUGCAGAGACAUCUUCCCAAGGAAUAUUUUCGGUUUAUUUAUUUAUUUUUUUCAUGGGAAAUCUUCUCGCUUUCACACUUUUGCCCCCAGGACAGAAAGGAAUCACAUCUCAUUCGUGCUCAUCUGAAUCAUCAAUCACGUAUACAAUAUCCGUGAAAGCGCCAGAUUUGUAGAGUUGCAAAUGUUUUUCCCCAUCAAAGCGAUUUUUCUCAUCAUCCAAGUUCUGCAAGAAAAAUAUCGCAUGAAAUCACUUUCCAAUUUUGCAUUUUUCUCAAUUUAAAAAAAAAAUGGAUUAAUUUCGAAAUUAUUUACCUGAGAAAAUGAAUGUGGGAAAAAUUUGUCACGCAGAAGGAAGAGGUAAUUAGUGUGAGAAAGGCACUUCAAUAUAAGUUCUUAAGCAAAGAAAAUCCAUUCAUUUUAUUUUAUAGGUUAUUCAACGUUUUUCCGAAUUCCAUCAUUGAAAUUUUCCACACUUUUUCUUUCCAUUUUUAUAAAGAACAUCAAUCACAGGCCAACAAAUACUUGCUUUUCAUUCAUUAUUAAGCUUCACAGUUUUAUUUGGGGUUUAUCAACAAAGAGAAGAAAAAAACAGUUAAUAAUAUUGAGGAAAAAAUUAAAAGAAAUGCAAGAGUUAUAACAAAUUAAAAGUAAGGUUAGAACAAAGGGUUAAUAUCCGGCAAUUUCGAGAUAAAAAUAAUCCUUCGAAAAUCUUAAAACAAUUUUAAAAAUCUUUCAAAAUAUGAAAAUAUUGCAAAAUGUAAGGUUGGAAUGAACUUAACCUACAAAAAAAUGCUGCAAAAAGUAAGGUUAGAAUGAAUCUAACCUAUAAAAAAUGAAUUUGAAGGUGGCCUGAUAGGAAAAAUCCAUUUAAACGAGGAUACUUUUGAAUUCUCCCCAUCAAAGAUAACAUUAUCAUUUUCAACCGCUUCUGAAGUGGCGGAGGUUUGACGGGUGUGGUCUGCUGAUUGAGACUCCUAAGCCUGCGAUCUCGAUAGGGAUAAAAGUGGUUAAAAAUGAAUGAAUGUGAGGUUAUUCCGAAGAUAACCUUCAAAUUUUGCAUUGAACUUUAGCAAUUACAGUGCUCGCUCUAUAAUCCGGAUCGGCGUAAUCCGGACGAGUUAUCGACCGACGGUUACAUUUAAAAUAAUUUUGAGGUUAUAUAUGCUUGUGUGUUCCAGUUCAGCAAUCAAAAUGAAUUAUCUUCUGAUAUUUUUGUUAAAUAAAUUAAGACUAAUAGCACAGAAUUCUCUAAUUACGUCUUUCUAAUCUUCUUUAAAACUUUUAUUCUAAUUCUACUAAAAAAAUUUGUAAUAUAUUUUCGAGAUGUUGAACAAAUUCAAAAAAUUCACCCGGAUAACGAAGCGGACAUCUCUCAUAUUGUCUCCUAAUCAUCCGAAUAACAAAGCGGAGCACUGUAUUUUUACAAAUUUAUCCAAUUAGCGAUUUUAAAUCAUUUCCAGAAAUUUUAAACUUGCUUUUUAUGAGAUCGUAGAAAAGUUAUUGAAUUCCAACCUUAAAAAUCUAACCUUUACAUUCGUUGCGUAAGAAGAAAAUUACAUCUUGGGCACGUCUCUAAUUCUAAUCUAAAAAAAAAGUAAU